UCCUGUCUAACAAUGCUUUUUUCUUUUUUUACCCAUAAAUAAGAGCUUUCGCAAGGCUAACUGUGACGUGUGGACUUUGUGCUCAGGGCGCCGCCGUGUCCCGUGUCCCGUGUCCCGUGUCCCGUGUCCCGUGUCCCGUGUCCCGUGUCCCGUGGUCCGCACCGAGCACCGAGCACCGGCUGCUCUCGGCAGGACGCAGCAGCGGCGCCGCGUGCACGUCUUUGACGCCGGCCACCAGCAUGCAGGAUGUGCCGGAGGAGUGGAGGGAAGGACCCAGAAGAGAGGAGAGAGGAGGAGACGGGAGGACCGGGGAGCAGGUGUCGGCCCGGGCGAAAGCGGUUGCGGAGCCGGGGAAGGACGCCGGAGAGUCGCCGAUGAUGGAGCUGACCAGGCUGGUGCAGGAGGCGGUGCGGGGCAGCAGCUGGUGGGAGAGGAGGGGGAUCGAUUGCAGCAUCCUGGCGGCGGCGUUCCUCUGCGUGCCACCCGCCUUCCUGCUGCUCGGCUCCUCUCGGCUCUUGUGGUUUUCGGCCGGCGUGCUGCUGAUGGGCGUGGCCCACGGCGUCAUCACCAUUAAAGGGACGCACCUGGCGAGCCACGGGGCGCUGAGCGAGUCGCAGGCCUGGGGGAAGUUCUGGGCCGUCUUCUUCAUCGAGAUCUGCUCCUCAUUCUCGGCGCGAGCCGGCGUUCAAGGCCACAUUAAGAUGCACCACGCGCACACUAACGUGGUCGGACUGGGGGACUCCAGCGUGUGGAAGGUCCCCUGCCUGCCUCGCGCCGUCUACCUGUUCAUAGCCCCCCUGGCCGUGCCCGUCAUCACCCCGCUCGUUGCACUCGCUCAUCUCAAAGGACACCCUCGGGCUCUCGUCGUCAGGACCGUGCUGAUGGUGGCGCUGGGCCUGUGCUCCCAGUACUGGCUGCUGAUCCACGUCUCCGGCUUCCUGUCGCCUCUCAGCGCUCUGCUCUGCAUGCUGGCCUGCAGGACCAUGUUCUCCGUGCCGUACAUCCACGUCAACAUCUUCCAGCACAUCGGCCUCCACAUGUUCUCUCCGACCGACCGGCCCAAGAGGAUCUACCAGAUGACCCACGGGGUCCUGAACCUGCCCCGCAACCCGCUGCUGGACCUGCUCUUCGGACACUCGCUGAUCAACUGCCACGUGGAGCACCAUCUCUUCCCCUUCCUGUCGGACAACAUGUGUCUGAAGGUGAAGCCCGUCGUGUCCAAGUACCUGACGGAGCAGCAGCUCCCGUACCUGGAGGACGGCUACGUCUCCCGCCUGACCAUGUUCUUCCACAAGUACCAGGAGCUGAUGGUGUUCGCUCCGCCCAUCACGGAGCUGGUGGGGGUGCAGUGAGGAAGAGGAGCUGUUGGGGGUGCAGUGAG
Molecule: messenger RNA, 1381 nt
Organism: Cyclopterus lumpus (lumpfish)
Lineage: Eukaryota; Metazoa; Chordata; Actinopteri; Perciformes; Cyclopteridae
Gene: fads6
Product: fatty acid desaturase 6
Exons: 6
Coding region: 240-1352 (370 amino acids)
Biological process (GO): lipid metabolic process
Cellular component (GO): membrane
Molecular function (GO): oxidoreductase activity, acting on paired donors, with oxidation of a pair of donors resulting in the reduction of molecular oxygen to two molecules of water
Source: RefSeq, a predicted model, not a curated record